Messenger RNA from Cadophora gregata, 3362 nucleotides. RefSeq lists its product as uncharacterized. Gene Ontology annotation, molecular function: protein-membrane adaptor activity. The coding region runs from base 1330 to 3198 and encodes 622 amino acids. Lineage: Eukaryota; Fungi; Ascomycota; Leotiomycetes; Helotiales; Ploettnerulaceae. Gene Ontology annotation, biological process: nuclear envelope organization. Gene Ontology annotation, cellular component: nuclear envelope; meiotic nuclear membrane microtubule tethering complex. The transcript has 3 exons. The record is from RefSeq and is a predicted model, not a curated record.
CAGUGCCUCACCUCCUACCGGUAACGUACUUUAAGGUACCUAUUACCUACCUACCUACGAAGCCCCAUCUGCUUCACCCUUCACCCUUCACCCUUCACCCUUCACCCUUCACCCUUCACCCUUCACCCUUCACCCUUGACGCUUCACUCCGCCCCUCCCCGCCCCGCUCCGCCCCUCGGGAAAACAUGGCUUCCCCUGCCCUGCCCUCGGUCACGUCGCGCGCCCGCCCGCGUGGACAAAGAAAGAAAAUCAUAGCUGGCUGAUUGAUUGCUUCCGGCGUAAGAAUGAACCUGAAAUGAAAACACCCCAAAUCGGCUUUCCCUUGCCCUCCAUCAUGGUCGCUGGCUCGCAAUCUACUGCUAUACCCGUCGUGUGCUACUGCGUCCUUUGAGGAUUUUGCCGUGGUUGCUACUCCGGGAGCAGCCUGUGUCUUGUGAUAAAUGGCAUCCCAUUGUUCGUCCUUUGUCGCGCCUCGUCCUCGACGCCCUACUUAUCAACUUUGCGCCAGACCAUAGCUAUAACCACCCACGACCUGCCACGAUUCCUCGAUGCUAUAAGAGUUGAAUUAAUUGCACGGCCUAUCAACCCGACCGCGUUUUUCUGCCAUAGCAUUGUGAUUGUGGUGGCUACACGCGUGGUGUAUCUGGCACUCCUAUGGUGAGCUGCCAACAGUGGUAAACUUGCGAAUAAUUGCAAAAACAAUAGUAAGUCCGCCCUCGCUAAGCUCACGAUGGCGAACGAUUCCUAUAUAGUGAGCCAUUGCUCUGCAAUCUUCCCGUUUUCUUUGCUCCUGCACCUUUGCACAGUUUCAUUGAAACCCUCCAAUGUCCCUGCACCAGUCAGUUCGAGAGAACUAUCUGCCAUUGCGAUUCGCACAUCUUCAAAUCAGUUCCGCUCGUCAGAGUGUAGCUUCAGACGACGGACUUUCCGAGUUCUCUCAGAUUAACGAACCUCUUCCUGAACACAGAAAUACCCAAUUCAACCGAGCACAAGCACAAUCGACUCACACCAUGUCAACCCGCAGAUCUACUCGCGGUGCAAGCAGGCAGGCAAGCAGUCGAGGAGCUUCGCCGGCGAUUUCUACCUCUGAUAUCCCGGCAACCCCAAGACGUGCGGCAAAUCGUCGUGCAUCCAAUGCCCUCCCAGCAGUUGGUGCUCGACAAAGUACAGCCUAUGGUUCAAACACAAUCCCACCACCCGCAGCAGAUGCUCCUCCAGUGGCUCGUGGUUUCAACGAGGUCCUGCAAGCCGAGUUGAACCCUGUUUCACUUCCUCCUCGCAGAGCUGCAAGCAGUAAGUCAAAUCCGGCUCUGUACUGAAUUAUCAUUGAUGCUCUACGCAGAUGCUAGUCGCGCUCGAAGCACUGCACACUCUCCAACUCCAGUUGUCUCGGAGAGAAGUUUCGUGGACGAAAGCGGCAUUUUUCAGAGAGCUGGCAUCGAGUCUUCACCUAUCUCGGAGGCCGAAGAGCUAGGAAACAUCCCAGAGCUGCCAGAGCCAAACUCCGACGAGGACGACUCAGACACCCCGCCUACCAGCUUAGAGGAACUCAAUGACCGGGCGGAGCGUCGUGCGAUGGAGCAGAUGUCCAGAAACCACAGUUAUGCACCAGUUCGGGCAACAAAUACCUCGUGGUACUUGGACAUUUUUGCUGGUAUCUUGCAGUUUUUGAGAGAGGUUCGAGACGUGUUAUGGGGAUUCUUCUUGGAUUUUGUUUGGUACCCUUUCCUCGAGCCAACAUUGAAGUUAUUCUUGACUUGGGGUCUCCCUUUAAUUCUCGCAAUCGCUGUUGGCUAUGGACUUCUCCGGACUGGUUCUGGCGUGGUUUCUGCUAUCUCUGGAAACUUGCCAAAUCUCAUUCCGUACAGUUGGAGACAUCCCGGAGACAUGUUCAGUCCCAAUGACGUUCAAUCAAUCACUGGUCGUCUCAGGGAUCUUGAACUCAAAGUCUCUCGCCUCUCAUCUCACAACUCGGAUCUCGAUCCAAAGACACUGAAGACCAUCGAAGACAUGCUCCCAGUCCUUCUCGUCGUCAAGAAGGACAGGCACGGCAAGAGCGUCAUCCCUGACAACCUUUGGUAUGCUUUACGGGACAAGAUUCGCCAAGAUGAUUCUUUUUCUCACGCACCUGUUGACGGCGGCAAAGUCUCGUCCGGUGAACAUCAUAUCAAGGAUCUGGAGAAGGAGGCUCGGAAAUUGUGGGACAGAUACCUGAAGAGCAACCAAGCACAACUUGGAGAACUCAGUAACGACGAGGUUGUUCGCCAGUUCCCUCAUCUACUAGAGCAAAAUCACAUCAUUCCAAAAACCGAGGUCUUACAGCUCAUUCGUCAAAGCUGGGAAGACAACAAGUCUGAGGUCAGAUUGGAAAUGAGCGAAAUGAAGAGGAAGCUCGCCCACACCACUCAGCAGAUCACUAAACUUCAACAUGACUUCAAGGACGAAUCAAGAGCCAUCGCUGAUGAGGUUCUCAAGAAGUUCAUUCCUAGAGGCCAACUCGAAGCUCUCGCAGCUGCCAACCUCCGGAGCAAUCUCAAUUAUGGACUUACUCAGUUGAAUCACUUCUCGAAAGGAACUGGUGCCGUUAUCGAUCCACAAUUCACCUCACCACAAUACGUCUUUCCCAGCAUGGAUGUAUGGUUUCCCAAGAGGACCAUGCGCUGGUUGAUUGGCAAUUCCAUACCUGUCCCAAACCCACCUGAUACCGCUCUGAUGAAGUGGGAAGAACAUGGUGAUUGCUGGUGUUCUCCUUCUAAUGCCAACGGCUUUGGCGCCAGUUUAGCUGUCAUCAUGGGAAGCAGCAUUUACCCUGAACAGAUUGUCAUUGAGCACAUCUUGCCAAGUGCAUCUCUCGAACCAGGCGCUGCACCCCAAGACAUAGAAAUACUUGCAUGGAUCCCCGAUCCGGAGCUUUUCCGCAAGGUCUCCGACAUAUCCGACAAAACCUUCAACGACGACACAGUCGAGCCACUUCGUGCCGACGGAUUUGUCCGCAUCGCCACAUUCACAUACAAUGCUAAAGCCAGUGAGAGUAUUCAGGGUUUCCAAGUACAGGUGGAAAUGAAGCUCUAUGGAGCCCAUACCAACAAGCUCAUUGUUCGCAGCAAGAACAAUUGGAGCGAGGGGCGCGUCGACUACACUUGCUUGUAUCGUGUUAGGGUACACGGCGAGGUUGUCGCAACUCCAGGACUGAUCUGAGGGAAAGCAGAUGGAUACUGUUUCUCUCUAUAUUUUGAUUUUUGUGUUUCUGAAAAACUUGUUCUCAAUGAGUGGUUGGUCAUCUGGGAAGGAUCGGCGUUUCUGGGGAAAUACCCAUUCGUGUAACUAAAACCAUGGAAUACAUGCUUGCUUUGAUAAUUGAC